AUGGCACUGCUACAGGAUGCUGAGCAGGAGGAGCAGGGCUGGAAACAGGAUUACGAGGCCUUUCUCUCGACCUUGGAGACGUCUGCUGAGGAACACGCCAAGGUCGAGACACAAGCCCUCGCCAAGACGGAACCCCAGAAGCCCAAGGUCGAGAAGCAGAAGGUCGAGCAGAGGUCGGUCAGCCCCGACCUUGGGCACACGCUGGCAGAGGGCAUCAUCCAGGCCGCCAAGGAAGGUGACCUUCAACUCGUCAGGCUGCUGCUGACCUCUGGCUGUGACCUGGGGUCAAAGGACGGGUCUGGCUGGACGGCGCUGCACUGGGCGUGUCAGAAAGGUCACCUUGGAGUGGUGCAGGAACUCCUGAAGGCAGGAGCAGACGUCUUCAGUACUGACCACGCGAGGAAAACAGCGUUGCAUGUAGCUGCCGACCAGGGGCAUGCUGGGAUUGUGGACGCACUGAUCAAGAAGGGAGCUUCUGUCAACAUGCGGGACAAGUCUGGUUUCACGGCGCUGCAUCAUGCGUCAGACCGAGGCUUCGCUGCCGUCGUGGAAAAUCUGCUGAAGGCUGGAGCCAACGUCAACGCAAAGGACCUCAGGAGUGGCUGGACGUGCCUGCACAGGGCCUGCAGUAGAGGCUACCUGUACAUCGUACAUGAACUGGUGAAGGGAAAAGCAGACAUCAACCUCCGGGACGGGGACGGGUUCACGGCCCUGCAGAGGGCGGCCAGUAAAGGUCACAUGGACAUCGUCGACCUUCUGCUGUCCCAUGGAGCUGACGUCAACUCUGCUGACAAGGUGCGCAGACAGGGCAGCGUAAAGGCCUUGAUUAGUGUUAUAAGUUGGUCCUGA
This is a messenger RNA of Branchiostoma belcheri (Belcher's lancelet), 849 nucleotides long. Its product is annotated as 26S proteasome non-ATPase regulatory subunit 10-like. The record is from RefSeq and is a predicted model, not a curated record. Bases 1 to 849 code for a protein of 282 amino acids. The transcript has 6 exons. Gene Ontology annotation, molecular function: protein binding. Lineage: Eukaryota; Metazoa; Chordata; Leptocardii; Amphioxiformes; Branchiostomatidae.